AUGUCUGUAUUAAAAUCUUCAUUUGGAACCAGAUUUGCUUUUUAUUCAUUAGACACUAACCGGACAGGUAAGAUAUCAUUUGAUGUAUUGAAUAAAUAUAUUUAUAAUCUUCUAAGUAUUGAAGAAGAUGCUGAUAAAGAAUUGUGCAUUUUCUUGUGUAUGUUAUGUGAUGUUGAUAAUGAUGGGCUAUUAUCAUAUGAGGAAUUUCUUCAUUUAUUUUAUUGUUAUAGUAUCCAUACUCAAAAAGGUUUCUUUAAAAUACAAGUUGAUAUUAUUAUUGCAGUUUUUAUAAAGUUGUCAAGAGGAACUGAUAGAAAGUGUCAAGGAUACGUUGAACGUGAUGAUUUAGUUUAUGCAUUAAGGAAGUUAAAGUCAUAUGAUUUCAAAGUAUUGAACCAAUAUGAUACUAUAUUUCAAAAACUUAUUAAUUAUUGUGACAGCAAAGGUAAAGGAACUACAUUAAGUGAAUAUGAAUUUAUUACAUACGUUGUAAAACCUGAAUACAUGAACCUUCAUUAUGCUUCUCAUUAUGAGACGUUGUUCAAUAAAUGGAUUAAAGGUAAAAAAGAUUUCAUGACAAAACAAGAAUUCUCAAACUAUUUGAAAUUUAGGUUUACUGAUGGAAUUGGUGUGAAGAAAUCAGAUGAAAUUAUAUUCACAUUAAUUGCUGUUGAUGAUAAAUUUACUAAAACUGAUGUAAAUAUGUUUGGUAGAUUAGUCUCUUUACUAAAUGAUCUUUGUGGUAAGUCACAUUGUUUAGAUAAAAAUCAGUGUUAUGAAUUAUUCUUCAGAUUAGUUGAUGAAGACAAUAGUGGUUCUAUUGAAGGAGAAGAAUUAGCUGUGAUGGUAAAUGCUCUAAAACUCGGUCUUGUAAAGAAUAUAGAAUUACUUAAAGAAGUAGCUGAAGGAACUUCAUUAACUAAAGAGCAAUUCGUUAAAUAUUUAACAAAAUAA
Messenger RNA from Entamoeba dispar SAW760, 954 nucleotides. RefSeq lists its product as uncharacterized. Lineage: Eukaryota; Evosea; Mastigamoebida; Endamoebidae. The coding region runs from base 1 to 954 and encodes 317 amino acids. The record is from RefSeq and is a predicted model, not a curated record. The transcript has a single exon. Gene Ontology annotation, molecular function: calcium ion binding.